UAUCGCCCUUCCUCUUCGUUGUGCCGUUGCACCAUGGCUGCAAGCCCAUCGGUCCUUAUCCUCCACCCCCGCCUCACCCUCUUCGCCACCAGUCUCCGCCCUUUCUCCCUCAUCCACCACCAAUUCUCCCUCCGUCCUCCUACUCCAAGCCGCCUCCCUAUUCUCUUCGCUCGUAGUAGAAACCACUCCUCUUCCAUCUCUCCAUUACCUACUGCCACACCCUUGUCUACUGACGAUUCCAAAGAAACUCCUCACGCCGGCCGAUCUGGCUCUGUCUCUUCCCCUCCGUUUCAGGCCGCCGAUUACUCACAGAAAAUAGACGUUAAUCCUCCCAAAGGCACCAGAGAUUUCCCUCCAGAAGAAAUGCGCCUCCGCAAUUGGCUUUUCCAGAACUUCAGAGAGGUUUCACAAUUGUUUGGAUUUGAAGAGGUUGACUACCCGGUACUAGAAUCAGAGGCUCUUUAUAUUAGAAAAGCAGGGGAGGAAAUAAGAGACCAGCUUUACUGUUUUGAGGAUCGAGGAAAUCGCCGAGUGGCAUUGAGGCCUGAGCUUACUCCUUCUCUGGCUAGGCUUGUCAUGCAGAAAGGAAAAUCUGUACCCCUUCCAAUAAAAUGGUUUGCUGUUGGACAAUGCUGGCGAUAUGAGAGAAUGACCAGGGGACGUCGUCGUGAACACUAUCAAUGGAACAUGGAUAUAAUUGGUGUGCCUGAUGUAACCGGUGAAGCUGAGCUUAUCUCAUCUAUUGUUACAUUUUUCAAGCGAAUUGGGAUAACUGCGAGAGAUGUUGGGUUCAAGAUAUCUAGCAGAAAGGUUCUACAGGAAGUGCUUAGUUUCUAUUCGGUACCAGAAACUUCAUUUUCUAAAGCUUGCAUCAUCAUAGAUAAGAUGGGGAAAAUUCCCCUGGAGGAGAUCAAGAAAGAACUGAAUUCGGUUGAGUUAUCAACUGAGGCUGUUGAUGAGCUACUGCAAGUUCUUUCCAUGAAGUCUCUGACGGAGUUGGAAGAGAAACUUGGAGCUGCUGGGGAGGCGGUCAGCGAACUGAAACAACUAUUCUCACUUGCGGAAAAGUUUGGUUAUUCAGAAUGGAUCCAGUUUGAUGCUUCUGUUGUCCGGGGGCUAGCUUACUAUACUGGAAUUGUAUUUGAGGGAUUUGAUAGAGAAGGUAAGCUGCGUGCCAUUUGUGGUGGUGGGCGAUACGAUCGUUUGCUUUCUACUUUUGGGGGUGACGACAUUCCUGCCUGUGGCUUUGGGUUUGGUGAUGCUGUCAUUAUUGAACUGCUGAAGGAGAGAAAACUUUUACCGGAACUUCCUCUUGAAGUGGAGAACAUUGUGUGUUCACUGGAUCCUGAUCUUCAAGGUGCAGCUUCCUCAGUUGCUACUGUUCUUCGGGGAAAGGGUCAGUGUGUUGAUUUAGUUUUGGAAAACAAACCACUUAAAUGGGUGUUCAAGCGAGCAGCACGAAUAAAUGCACGCAGAUUGAUACUUGUAGGAAGCUCCGAGUGGCAAAGAGGUAUGGUUUCUGUCAAAAUCCUCUCAACUGGGGAACAAUACGAAGUUAACUUUGAUGAGUUAGGGUGACACCGAAUUUCCUACUAUGAGUCUCAUUUUUAGCAUUUAGAUCUUUCAUUUGUGUAAUUAUCUUGAUAAUUAUUUAUCCAUUGAGCACAACUAAAGUCAAAUCUUGUGUGUUGCUAAAAAUUUCUAAUAUAUGAAUCCAAUUUUUUUGCCAUA
Cynara cardunculus var. scolymus (artichoke) is the source of this 1731-nucleotide messenger RNA. Its product is annotated as histidine--tRNA ligase, chloroplastic/mitochondrial. Bases 34 to 1578 code for a protein of 514 amino acids. Lineage: Eukaryota; Viridiplantae; Streptophyta; Magnoliopsida; Asterales; Asteraceae. The transcript is spliced from 11 exons. The record is from RefSeq and is a predicted model, not a curated record. Gene Ontology annotation, biological process: histidyl-tRNA aminoacylation. Gene Ontology annotation, molecular function: ATP binding; histidine-tRNA ligase activity. Gene Ontology annotation, cellular component: cytoplasm.